Nothobranchius furzeri (turquoise killifish) is the source of this 3375-nucleotide messenger RNA. RefSeq names its product glycogen synthase 1 (muscle) (gene gys1). The record is from RefSeq and is a predicted model, not a curated record. Gene Ontology annotation, biological process: glycogen biosynthetic process. Gene Ontology annotation, cellular component: cytoplasm. Gene Ontology annotation, molecular function: alpha-1,4-glucan glucosyltransferase (UDP-glucose donor) activity. NCBI's taxonomy places the organism in Eukaryota, Metazoa, Chordata, Actinopteri, Cyprinodontiformes, Nothobranchiidae.
GCUCGUGAAUAAUGUUUUGCAUGGACUCCUCCACCUGCAUCGUAAAGUAAAGGGCGUUCCCGUUAGCGCCACAGCGGCUCACAGCAAACCAAUGUGAGCCGCUGACAUUUAACCAAAGCCGCCGCCCCCUUUUCUCCUCUCGGUCUUUACCGUUUCCCAUCUUUUUUGGAGUGACUGCGACAGCUGCCAAUGUUUAGCUAAUCUUGUGGACGUUGGGACAAAACCGAAGGCAUGCCGUUGGCCCGCAGCCUGUCCGUCACGUCCCUGUCAGGACUUGAAGAGUGGGACGAAGAGUUUGAUUUGGAGGAUGCUGUUCUUUUCGAAAUAGCUUGGGAGGUCGCAAAUAAAGUUGGAGGUAUCUACACCGUCAUCCAGACCAAAGCCCGUCUGACCGCGGAGGAAUGGGGGGAGAACUAUUUCCUCGUGGGGCCCUAUGUGGAGAGCAACGUGCGCACUCAGGUGGAGCUGAUCGAACCCACCAACCCGGUGCUAAAACGCACCAUUGACCAAAUGAACGCCAGUGGGUGUAAGAUUUACUUUGGCCGCUGGCUCAUUGAAGGGAGUCCUUAUGUGGUUCUGAUCGACGUCGGCUUCACCGCCUGGUCUCUGGACCGCUGGAAGAGGGAGCUGUGGGAGCACUGUGGCAUCGGCGUGCCGUGGUUCGACCGUGAGGCCAACGAUGCUGUGCUGUUUGGCUUCCUGACUGCGUGGCUUCUGGGAGAGUACGCAGCUCAGAGCGAAGAGUCUCCACACAUCGUGGCCCAUUUCCACGAGUGGCUGGCUGGACUCGGCCUGGUACUGUGUCGACAGAGACAGCUCCCCAUUGCUACUAUAUUCACCACUCAUGCUACGCUGCUGGGACGCUACCUUUGUGCUGGAAGCGUGGACUUUUACAACAACCUUGCUCAGUUCAACGUGGACAAGGAAGCUGGUGAUCGACAGAUCUACCAUCGGUACUGUUUGGAACGGGCGGCUGCUCACUGCACUCACGUUUUCACCACAGUGUCACAGAUUACAGCUAUUGAGGCGGAGCACCUGCUCAAGAGGAAACCAGACAUCAUCACUCCCAAUGGACUCAAUGUGAAGAAGUUCUCUGCUAUGCACGAGUUUCAAAACCUCCACGCCCAGAGCAAGAGCCGCAUCCAGGAGUUUGUCAGGGGACACUUCUAUGGGCACCUCGACUUCAACUUGGACAAGUGUUUGUUCCUCUUCAUAGCUGGGAGGUACGAGUUCUCCAACAAAGGAGCCGACGUCUUCUUGGAGGCUUUAGCCAGACUCAACUAUCUCCUGAGAGUCAACCACAGCGACGUGACUGUUAUAGCGUUCUUCAUCAUGCCAGCUCGCACAAACAACUUCAACGUGGAGACCUUGAAGGGCCAAGCUGUCCGAAAGCAGCUCUGGGAUACAGCUCAGACUGUGAAGGAACGCUUUGGAAAGAAGCUUUAUGAGUCACUUCUAGUUGGGCAGUUGCCAGAUGUCUCCAAGAUGCUGGACAAAGAGGACUUCACCAUAAUGAAGCGUGCCAUCUUUGCGACUCAGAGGCAGUCCCAGCCUCCAGUUUGUACCCACAACAUGCUGGAGGACAGCAGCGACCCCAUCCUCAGCUGUGUCCGCCGCAUCGGCCUUUUCAACAGCUCCUCUGACCGAGUCAAGAUUAUCUUCCAUCCAGAGUUCCUUUCAUCUACCUCUCCUCUGCUUCCCAUGGAUUAUGAGGAGUUUGUCCGAGGUUGCCACCUUGGCGUCUUUCCUUCUUACUAUGAGCCUUGGGGCUACACACCAGCUGAGUGCACAGUCAUGGGAAUUCCUUCAAUCUCCACCAACCUCUCAGGUUUUGGAUGUUUCAUGGAGGAACACAUAGCAGACCCUUCGGCAUAUGGUAUUUACAUCCUUGAUCGCCGUUACAAGGGGGUUGAUGAGUCAUGCAACCAGCUCACCUCCUUCCUGUUCCAGUUCUGCAAGCAGAGCCGGCGCCAGCGGAUCAUCCAGAGAAAUCGCACGGAGCGCCUCAGUGACCUCCUGGAUUGGAGAUACCUUGGCAGGUUUUACAUAGCUGCUCGUCACAUGGCCCUGGCUAAAGCCUUCCCUGACACCUUCAUAUAUGAGCCCGAAGAGACCGCCUCGACUGCAGGUUUCCGUUACCCCCGACCUGCCUCUGUGCCGCCAUCUCCAGCCCUGUCCCGUCACUCCUCCCCGCACCACAGUGAGGCCGAAGACAACGAGGAGGACGAGCGUUACGACGAGGAACUGGAGGCCGAAAAGGAUCGAGUGAACAUCCGCCAGCCCUACACGAUGCCAGUGAAAAACAAAGUGUCAGCUGUCCUGGGAGCCAACGGAGAUGGAGAGGGAGAUGUGAACGGAGAUGAGAACGGAGAUGGUGACGAAGUGACCAGCGAGAAAAACUGAGGAGCGUACAUGUAGGAUACAUGCUGAACCACACUAGUGAAACAUUGUUUGUUGCCAUCGUUAGUCAUCCUCGCAUUACAAACGUUAUAAAUGAGUGCAGCUGUGGUAGUGUUUAAGUGUGUGUGAUGAAUUUAGCUGUGGCUUUUUGUGGGGAAAGGAAAUUGCAUCACUGUCAGCGUCUUCCUGCCCAGUUUGUACCUCAGAACCUCUAAAACCAUCAGCCAGUUUGAUCAGUUUUGGUAUCGUUUCAUUUCUACACCAGCAGAAAAAGGCACAGUGCAGAGAACUAGGACAGCUCAGUGUUGUGUUGCUGGUUUUGUUAGUGUACCAAUACUGAAUAAUUUAUGUCUAAAAUGUUGAGAGAAAACAGCAGAGAAAGGUUUUGUACGUGAUUCAGACAUUAGUCCAAGCAGGGAAAACCUUUCCUUCAUUUUACCUACAUCACAUGUUCUCAGAAAAAACCUCGUGGCUUUGUCUCAAAUGCCUCGUUUACUUCAAAACGCCCUAGAAUGGAAAUGAAAUGCGGGUGACGCGCAUGCACAUUAAGGAGCAGCUCAAAAAGUCUUGUUAAAAGCUUUUACUUUGAAGUUGUGUGUUUUCCAUUUCAUUUCUUUGCCUUAUUGUAUCAGUUUCUUCGACGCUGAGCAACUUGAAACACCUUUCACCUGUCGAUUUGCACGCUUGUUUGGCUUAUCCUCCAUUUUCCCAUUUUCAGGAAGUAUUUAUUAGUGGAAGAUGGAAAGAUGAGUGUGAGGGAAAAAAUGGAAUAACAGAACAGAGAUUUAUGAUGUUGGUUGAAUUUUCCAACAGAAGAUGGAAGAGAUUUAGAAGCGAGUUAGGGUUCGUCAUGAAUGAGUUGUGUUGGAAUAGACUAACUGGUUUUACCAGGUGAAUUGCUGUCACCCCACUGUAAGAGUUGUUUGUUCCAAUGCUGUAUCAGAUGAACUUCUAAUAAAAGCUAAAAUAUACGAA